UCCAAAAUUUUUCCGAGAAAAUUAACAACAAUAGUAAAUGAAAUUGGCUCAAUAAUGGAAGAAUAUAACACAGAGAAUACCAAAAAUGGGUUUUAUAAAGAAGAGUUUGUGGAAGAUUCUAACAUCACCAUUGAUGGCGGAGAACGAAUUCAAAAGGCUACUGACGAUAAUGCUUCUGAAGAUAAUGCUUCUGAAGAUAAUAUGGAAAUUGGCAUCUGUACCAGCGAAGUUAUUCAUGAAACUGAACAAUAUGUAUUUAAAAAACGUAAAGAGGAAUAUUUGCCUGAGUUUACGCAACAAAGUUUUUCAAGCCUACAAGAUAUGAAUUUUAGAGUUAAGGCUGGUGAAAAUAAGACUGUUCUUGAACGCUUCAGUGAUCAUUCUCAACUUAAAAGAGAACAAUAUAUACCCAAUAACGAAUUUGAUAAUACUCAUACUAAGAAUGAAGCUGAAGAAUUAAAUAAAGAUUUCAUGGUAUGUAAAGACAAUAUAAUGAGGAAAAAAGUAGAAUUAUGGUUUGAUGAGGAGAAUAUUGCUUGCGAUAAUACAAGUGAAGUUGAAAUGGAAGUCUUUAAAAAGUUUAAUGAGCGUAAUACUUUAGAUGAAGUCGAUGCUGAGACCAAGACAAAUAAUAUUUACUUGAAUAAUAAUAUUGAAAUCGUGAUUGAAGCUGAAACUAUUAACAAUGAUACUUCCAACGAUGAUAGUGACAUCUAUGUGGAAAUUAGUGAGCCGGUUAGUAAUUCCAGUCUACGACACGAAGAAGAUCUUGAAACUGAGUACAAUGAUACUUCCAACGAGGAUAGUGUCAUGGAUGUGGAAAUUUGUGAACAGAUUAGUAAUUCCAGUCUACGAUACGAAGAAGAUCUUGAAACUGAGUCCGACAUAUGUGAAAAUAAUAAUAUCGAUGUUGAUGAGGUUGAGAACAUGACAUUUCAACAAAAUGAAACUAUAUUAAUGGAAAAGGUUACCAAAGAUAAUGCCAUUAAAACUGAGGUUGAUAGUGAAGGCCUAAAUAGGAUCUCUAAAUUGUAUGCAACAAAAGAAAAUGCUGUGCUUGGGGAGAAUACACAUAUUACCGAUGUUAUUGAUAUGAAGAACAAACUGAUUGGAAUAUACAAAACAAUGAAAACUGAUGUAGACCUUCACAUUAAUGAUAAAAAAAAUUUGGAAGCUGACGAUACAACUACUGAAAGCAUUGGGACUGAUAUUUCAAAUACAGAAAGAUCAGACGAUACAGAUAUUAGUGUAGAGACUAUAGAGGACGAUAUUGAAUCCAUUCAACUCCAAGGAGAAGAGUUUGACCAAGAUAAAACGAACAGUGAAGCCAACAAACUGAACACAAAUGAAGAUAAAGAAGAAUUUACUGGGCAAACCGAUUUCAAACUACAUGAAAUUAACCGAGUGUAUUUCAGUACUGCAUUUGACUUAAUAGAACAAGAACGUGCAAUGAAUUCAAAAAUUGAGUCGUUUUUAGAACGUCAAACAGCUAUGAGAUUAAGUCUUCCAAAAAUGGAUAGGAAUUCAGAUGAAAGAAAGUCUAACAUACUAAAACUUCAAAAUGAAACAAAGGAAGUUUUAUUAAUGGAAACUUCUUUUCUCACCAAUGUACUCCAAGCACCUUUAAUUAUGCUGCUUUGUGCUUACUACUAUAAACCAUCAACAGAAAGUGCUGGGACUCAUGAAAAUGGUCAUUAUAUCUUUGCCAAUAUUGCAAGACGUUUGCAAAAGGCUGAUAACGACAAAGAAGAGGAAUGUAAGAAGUUUGCUCGGAUUUCUUCAUUAUUCAAAUCACAGAAAUAUCUUCUAAAGCAUAGCUAUUUAAUCAAAAGACAGUAUGUAGAUUAUGUAACAGCUAUCGCAAUGCGCACGUAUUUACAUGAAAAAGAAUUAACGCGCAGAGCUGUAUUUCAAUGUAUUCUAUUACGUCAUAUUUGGGAAAAAGUAUAUGGUUCGGAUGAUGUAUAUAAAAACUGUGUUAAAGAUUUUUUUAAAUCAGUCAAACAUCAGUAUUUCAUAUUAGAAAAAGUUGAUUUGCUUAUACUUAGCAUUGAGAAAUUUUUCUCUAAUUACGAUUGUUCUACUAAUAUAGGAGAAUCUCGGUUUUUUCUUGACACGUUACUGGCGAUUCAUAAAUGUCAAACAAAAUGAAGUUGAAGUCUUCGAAAAUAAUACAACUGGUUAAAAUUUUAGAGAUUAUCGCUUAUUGGUUGUUAUAGAUAUCGUCAAAUAAACAUUUUUUUGUACAAAAUUUAGUAAAAAUAAAUUUAAUA
Molecule: messenger RNA, 2273 nt
Organism: Teleopsis dalmanni
Lineage: Eukaryota; Metazoa; Arthropoda; Insecta; Diptera; Diopsidae
Exons: 16
Coding region: 55-2151 (698 amino acids)
Source: RefSeq, a predicted model, not a curated record